AUGAAGGUUCUCUUUCUUGUCGCUGUUCUCUUCUGCUUGGUUCAAAUGAACUCAGGGGAUAUUCCGCCUGGAAUUAGAAAUAUUAUCUGCCUUAUGCAACAUGGAACCUGCAGACUUUUCUUCUGCCAUUCUGGGGAGAAAAAGGGUGAAAUCUGCUCUGAUCCCUGGAACAGGUGCUGCGUACCUAAUGCAAAGGAAGAGAGAAAAGAGAAACCAGAGAUGGAUGGCGAGUCUGGGACCUAA
This is a messenger RNA of Diceros bicornis minor, 243 nucleotides long. Its product is annotated as sperm-associated antigen 11A-like. Gene Ontology annotation, cellular component: extracellular region. The record is from RefSeq and is a predicted model, not a curated record. Bases 1 to 243 code for a protein of 80 amino acids. Lineage: Eukaryota; Metazoa; Chordata; Mammalia; Perissodactyla; Rhinocerotidae. Gene Ontology annotation, biological process: antimicrobial humoral immune response mediated by antimicrobial peptide. The transcript has 2 exons.